AUGGUUCGCCUCCCUGAAUUCGAUGUCGAGCGAUGGAUGAAUGACUAUGAGACGACACCAGGCGCUAUCAAUACCGCAGAGACCUGCGUCGCCUCCGUCUCCAUCAAUGAUCUCUUCGAUCUCUCCCUAGACAAGACGUCGUCCAACCCUAUCAAUUUUGGGACGAAGCUCCUGUACGGUCCAAUUCGUGGCUCCGCCGAACUCCGCGAGAGAGUAGCUGGGCUGUACAACUCCGGGCCGUCGGGGAGCCCCGCUGGGAAUGUUGGUGCCGACGAUAUUCUUAUUACCCAGGGUGCUAUUGGUGCCAAUUUUCUGUCGCUUUACACUCUUAUCAACCCAGGGGACCAUGUUAUCUGCGUCUACCCAACCUAUCAGCAACUCUACAGUCUACCAGAGAGCAUUGGAGCUGAGGUGUCGCUAUGGAAGCUCACUGCAGACAACGGUAAUGUGCCAGAUGUCAAUUCUCUUGAAACUCUUGCCAAGUCCAACACCAAGAUGAUCAUCAUCAACAACCCCAACAAUCCUACAGGAGCGCCAAUCCCCGUCGAGGUUCUGACCAAGAUUGUCGAGUUCGCUAGGGCUCGGGAUAUCAUUCUCUUCUCUGACGAAGUAUACCGGCCCUUGUUCCACGAUUUGUAUCAACCUGGCUAUGUCGCUCCUCCCUCUGUCGCCACAUUGGGCUAUGAGAGAACUGUCGUCACAGGAUCCAUGUCAAAGGCAUUCGCCAUGGCAGGCAUUAGUGUCGGGUGGGUUGCAUCCAAAGACAAGAAAAUCAUCGAUGCCAUGGCAGCGGCACGAGAUUAUACCUCCAUCAGCGUCUCUCAAAUCGAUGAUCAGUUGGCGGCCUAUGCACUGUCUCCGCCCGUUUUGGCCCCGCUGCUCAAGCGAAAUGUUGGAAUGGCGAAGAACAACGUGGCACUCUUGGAGGCAUUUGUGAAUGACCACAAGGAUGUGUGCUCGUGGGUUAAGCCCCUGGCCGGGACAACUGCAUUCGUGCGAUUCACUGUAAAAGGUGAGCCAGUCGACGAUGUGCGCCUCUGUAGGGAUCUGCUAGAGAAGACCAAAGUUUUUGUUGUGCCUGGUUCAAGGUGUUUCGGCGGCGGCAAGGACUUCAAAGGCUACGUUCGGUUCGGCUAUGUUUGCGAUGCAGACGUGUUGAAGGAGGGAUUGGAGAAGCUUAGUGCGUACGUGAAGGAGCAUUUGAAGUGA
Messenger RNA from Ilyonectria robusta, 1209 nucleotides. Its product is annotated as aminotransferase class I and II. Gene Ontology annotation, biological process: biosynthetic process. NCBI's taxonomy places the organism in Eukaryota, Fungi, Ascomycota, Sordariomycetes, Hypocreales, Nectriaceae. The record is from RefSeq and is a predicted model, not a curated record. Bases 1 to 1209 code for a protein of 402 amino acids. Gene Ontology annotation, molecular function: pyridoxal phosphate binding. The transcript is spliced from 2 exons.